AUGCAGCCUCCAUCUGAUGGCACCCCAGCCCCGCUCCUGCUCGCCGCGGGUGCUAAGGCCUCAGACUUCGACGUCGCCCAAAACCCCAGCCUCCACGGUACUCAGCCCGUGCUCCUCUUCCGCGUCUUCAAGUCCGAGCGGAUUGUGCUCUCGGCCGACCGCCUCACCGCCGCCAGCUCCAUGGGCUACCGCAUGGUGCGCGCCACGCACGGCGUCGCGUCUGGGGCGUGGUACUUUGAGGUCAAGGUCAUGCACCUCGGCCACACCUGCCUCGGGUGGGCAACCAACAUGGCGGACAUCGACAUGCCCGUUGGGUGUGGUGCCUAUGGGUUUGGGUACCGCGACAGCGAUGGCGCCAAGGUGCACAUGUCUUGGAGGGACAAGUAUGUGAUGAAGAGAUGUGCUAGGGUUCUACAUCUCUCUGACUGA
This is a messenger RNA of Miscanthus lutarioriparius, 429 nucleotides long. NCBI's taxonomy places the organism in Eukaryota, Viridiplantae, Streptophyta, Magnoliopsida, Poales, Poaceae. The record is from the annotation of a GenBank genome assembly.